AUGGCUACCCCCAGUGUCCUUACCUUUGAUGCUGAGGGUCGUGCUGUUGACUUCGAGGUCUGGGUCGAUGACCUGCAGCAUUUCCUACAGUGCGAUAGGGCAGGCGGACUCUCCCUGUUCGAUCUCACCUCUGGUGCCUCUCCUGCCCCGCUUGCUGGUGCUGACAACAUUGUUCGCUCACAGUGGGCCACACGCGAUGCUGCAGCCCGUCUUGCUAUGCGUUGCCACUUACCGACCGCUGAGCGUGUGCACUUUAGUCAGUACAAGAGUGCUAAGACCUUGUACAACGCUGUAGUUGCACGCUACUCUUCCCCUGCGACUGCUGCUCUUAGCCGCCUCAUACUGCCGUACCUGUUUCCUGACCUUGCUGCCUUUCGCACAGUCGCUGACCUCAUUACGCACCUUUGCACUAGUGACACUCGCUACCGCACUGCGCUUCCUGCUGAGUUCUGCGCCAAGAACCCUCCCCCCAGGUACAUCACCCUCUACUAUAUAGUCACCCGGCUCCCUGACUCCCUUCGCUUAGUCAGGGACCACUUCCUCUCAGUUUGCCCCACCACACUCACCGUUGACCUCCUCAAGGAGCGCCUCCUGGCAGCAGAGAAGAGUACAGUCGAUGUAGGAGCCUCUAGAGGUGACCCGCGUGCCCCUGUCUUUGAGGGGUGCUCCCCCUCCCCCCUUUUGCCCUCUGUUGCCUCUGCUGCUGCCGUCGACUUCGUUGGCACCGAGUCGGUCGGCUCUGCGUCUGCCCCUAGCGGGCGACGCCGUACCGGCAAGGGCAAGGGGGGCAUGGGUGCUGGAGGGGCUGGCGGGGGCGGUGGAGGUGGAGGUGGAGGAGGCGGAGGGAGUGGGGGUGGUGGUGGGAGUGGUGGCGGGGGUGGGGGCUUCGGGGGCGGCAGUGGCGGCCGAGCCGGCGACAGAGGUGGCGGUGGGAGCGAAGGAGGAGGCAGUGGCGGCGGUGGCGGAGGUGGCGGCGGAGGAGGUGGAGAUAGUCGGGGUGGCUCUGCGCAGCGGAGUGGCUCAGGUGGUGGUCAGCGCCAGCAGCAGCAGCGCAAUCGUGAGACCCCGUCCCCCCAGCAGCUUCGUGAGUGGUACACUGCGCGUCAGCGAGGUGGGGGUGCUGGUCCCUGCACCUACGUCCUCCGUACAGGCGACCGAGCUGGUGAGCAGUGCGGGGGCUUGCACUCCACCCAGCGCUGCUUCGGCCGCCUGACGGACGUUUGGCGUCACCAGUUCCCUGACGACACUGAGAUCCCUCGCUGGGGUGAGCUGUCUAGGGCGGGGGUUGCUAUCUUUGAUCCUGACUAUGAUGCUAUUCUUGCUGCCAUGUAUGCUGUAUCUACUAGUGAUGAGGGUGACUGUUACCUCUGUCUUCCGCCUGAACCGGGCAUUGAGGCUGCUGCUCUAGGUGCUGGUGAGGCUGCUGCUCUAGGUGCUAGUGCGUCUGCUGCCCCAGGUUGUUG
Closterium sp. NIES-65 is the source of this 1463-nucleotide messenger RNA. The record is from the annotation of a GenBank genome assembly. Lineage: Eukaryota; Viridiplantae; Streptophyta; Zygnematophyceae; Desmidiales; Closteriaceae.